GGAUACAAUUGUCACUCUCCAAAAGGGCCUCAUUUACAAGCUAUUGGAAAGCAUCCAAACUACAGCAUUUCAAAUGUUAGCCUGGCUCUAGGAAGGAACCAGCAUGUCCCCAAGUUGGGUUGGAGGGUCCCCUCUGGAAGGGUGUGAGGCGUCGCUGGAGGAUGAAGGAGGGAGAAGGAAAACAGUGUCUCCCCGUUUCCUUGAUCUUGGGAAGGGGUCCCCGGGGUGUCGGACUCCAGACUGAGAAGAAACACCUGCUCACGCCGGCCUCGCACCGGCCAGGCUCAACCUCACCAUGCUCCACGACGUGCAUCCCGGGGACAGGGCGCCCCCGCACCAUGACCCGCUCCUUGGGGUUGGGGCGGCCUCCCUAAGCUCGGCCCAGCCCCCCGCGGCCCCAGCGGAGCUUCCGCUCUCACGUCUUGCCUUUCGAGUCCCCGGAGGCGGCGGCCGGGGCCGGGGGGCCGGGGCUACGGGGGAGGGGGCGUGCCGGUACCUCGUGGGCACCCCGCGACCUGGCACCAGCCCCAGCACCUCCCGCAACCGCCUCCGAGGGCCCGCCCCCGCCCUCUCUCCGCGCCACCCUCCUCCGGCGGCGAGGGGGCUGCUGGCGGGGCACUUGGCCACUGUCCACAGGGCCAUGGAGCCGACGCCGCGCGGCGAGCCAGAGCCGGAGCCGGAACCCAGCAGCACCAACCAGAGCCUGUGCCAGGAGAGGGGACCAGAACCAGGCUGCCCUAUGACGGAACUGAGGCUUCUCCUCUUAGGCAAAAGAGGUGCAGGAAAAAGUGCCACAGGAAACACUAUUCUGGGCAAAGCUGCGUUUGUGUCCAAAUUCAGUGACCACAUGGUGACUAAAACAUGCCAGAGAGAGAGUGGGGUCACAAAAGAGAGAAGGGUUGUGAUCAUAGACACCCCCGACCUUUUCUCCUCAAUGUCUUGUUCCGAAGACAAGCAACGUAACAUUGAACACUGCUUGGAGCUCUCUGCUCCCAGCCUCCACGUCCUGCUUCUGGUAAUCCCCAUCAGCUUUUAUCAGGUCGAGGACAUAGAGACAGUCAAGGGGAUGCAUGAGGUGUUUGGAGCUAAUGCCAGGAGGUACAUCAUUGUGGUCUUCACUCGGAAGGAUGAGUUGGAGAAUUUCUCACUGCAAGAUUGCAUUGAAAGUCAGGCCUCCCUUAGGGAGUUGGUUGGAAAUUAUGGAGACCGAUACUAUGCUUUCAACAACAAGGCAAGUGAGGAUGAGCGGGAUGUCCAGGUGAGGGAGCUCCUCGGCAUGGUCCAGCGUUUGGUGGAUGAAAACGGAGGACCAUUUAUCGUGAACCUCAGAAAUGAAGGCCACGGAUGCCUGGAUCCUGUGAAUGAAGCCACAUCUCAGAAGGGAGACAAUCCACAUGAGAUGCUGAGCAUUGUCCUUGUGGGGGGUAUCGGCACUGGGAAGAGCGCCACAGGGAACACCAUCCUUGGGAACCGUAUCUUUCAUGAUCAGUUCCGAGCACAGCUGAACACCAAGACGACCCAGAGCAGCAGGAGGAUGUGGGGCAGGUGGACAGUUGUGGUUGUGGACAGUCCCUUGCUCUGCCAGAUGGCCAUAACUGAGUGCAGUCAAUCCUCUCUGGAGAAGGAGAAGAACAAGGUCAUCAGACACUGUGAGAAAGGGAACAUGGUUCUGGUCCUGGUGUUCCAGCUGGGACGCUUCACUGAGGAGGACAAAAAGGCAGUGAAGAAACUAGAGACCAUCUUUGGGGAGGAAGUUUUGAAGUACACGAUUGUGCUGUUCACCCGGAAGGAAGACCUAGAAGGGAAGGACCUCAAAGAUUACCUCCAGGAAACAGAUAACAAGGCUCUUAAGAACACAAUUAAGAGGUGUGAGGGGCGAGUGUGUGCUUUUAAUAACAAAGAAACUGGCCAAGCCAGGGAAAAUCAGGCAACACUUCUUCUGACAAUGGCCAGCGAGCUGAUAAGGAGCCAUGGAGGGCGUGGGUACCCCUAUGAAGGAAUGGGCAAAGGGAACAAAGACUUAGAAAAGUGCAAGUCCAAAAGCCUACUGAAAAACUUCAAAGAUAUGUUAUUAUAGGUAGCUGACAUGCAUGGGGUCUCUUUAAGUUAGAGACACCCUUAUUUGGGGGUGGGGGGGGCGGUAGGGCUGGUGGGAGGGGAGGAGGGUCCAUGAUUUAGAGGGCUUGAGAGGCACAUGCUGGUUACCUUGCAGUGCUUCAGCUGUUAGCGGGUGAAUAAAUUGUCAGGCCAGGGCAGGGGAUUAGAAAGGAGAAAGGGAAAUCUGGAAAGAGGCUCUUGAGAUUGGGUGGCCAUUGAGGGUCAAAAUUAAGGCACAAGAAUCACCUCACCUGUGGACACAGAUUGGAGUCAGGACAGACACUGUGACCAAGGCCAAGGCCAGCCUGGGGUCAGAACACAGUCUAAUACCCAAGAACCAGGGGAUCCAGACACAAAUGUAGAGCAAUGAGCAAUGAGUUGUCCAGCCAACCCCUGGGAUGGCAGAGUGGACAAGCUGGGUCCCAUGGGCCUUUGGAUGCCCAGGGCUGCUUGCCAGCCCUGCUGAUCCCCUGAGCUGCCUUGUCACCAGUGGGGCAGGACUCAGGGCCAGCACAUUCCUUUCCUCACAGGGCAGAUAUUCCUUAGUGCUGUCUCCAUUCCAAGCCUGAGUGAAAAGUGGGCACCAGUCUACUCUUCUUUCUUGUCCCUUAGGAAAUGAACAUGAGUCUGUGAGGUUUCCAAAGAUUUUAUUGCUAACCAUUAUAGUGAACUAGAAUAGAAUGAAAAUCCAAAAAUGUGGUAAAAUUGCCAACAUGAGACAAUCUUGCAAAGUUCCAAAAUUCUAUGUAGAAUUCUAGAUUGCCUCUAGAAAAGUUGAAAAUUUCUUUGCUCUCUCUCUCUCUUUUUAAUCCCUGAGGGUGAGGAAUUGGGGUAAAGCUUAGAGAAUUCAACUAAUAAUGUCUUGAACACAUUAAGGGCUUAUUGUGUCUCUCAUCAGGAAGUCCGAGCGUAGGCAGUCUGAGGCUAGUGUGGCAUGUGGCCUCCACGCUUAAGGUUGCUUCUCCGUUCCAGGACGGUGGUGUUCUCUGACACCUGAGCAGAUUAUAUUGAGGGCCACCUGGUGCAGGCAAUAUAUGAGAUGAGAACUAUGGGGUCUUAUUCCAGGUACGUGUAGUCAGAUGCUUUCAGUAUUAACUGUUUUAUAUAUGCUUUGAGAACAGUAUCUACGUCAUCCAUAUGCUUUUAUUUUUGGAAAGUUAUCAGUUGCCUUCAACAUGGACCGUCACCAUCAAUACUGUUGUACUCUGCAUAAACCUGAAUAUGACAAAUUCUGGAGAAUGUAUGUAUAAGUAUAUUCAGUUGAGUGAAAUAAUAAAUAUGAAUUAUAUUAUAAAUUCA
Suricata suricatta (meerkat) is the source of this 3396-nucleotide messenger RNA. Its product is annotated as GTPase IMAP family member 8-like. The transcript is spliced from 4 exons. Gene Ontology annotation, cellular component: endoplasmic reticulum. The record is from RefSeq and is a predicted model, not a curated record. NCBI's taxonomy places the organism in Eukaryota, Metazoa, Chordata, Mammalia, Carnivora, Herpestidae. Gene Ontology annotation, molecular function: GTP binding. Bases 296 to 2077 code for a protein of 593 amino acids.